Molecule: messenger RNA, 2202 nt
Organism: Trichomonas vaginalis G3
Lineage: Eukaryota; Parabasalia; Trichomonadida; Trichomonadidae
Product: ankyrin repeat protein family
Exons: 1
Coding region: 1-2202 (733 amino acids)
Molecular function (GO): protein binding
Source: RefSeq, a predicted model, not a curated record
AUGACUGAAUACAAUUUCGACCAAUUCAUCACGGAGUUUGGAAAUUACAUUGAUGCAAUCGACACUAUAUAUAAACUAAAUACAACUAAUCAAGGAGAAGUUGAGAAAGUUUAUUAUAUAAUUAAACGCAAUUUGAUUAAUCGCCAAGUUUAUUCACCAACUAGGAUAAUUUCAAUAUUAUAUGAUGUAAUGCUUUCGAGGUAUCAUGUUUUUAAGUCAUAUCUACUGAUUAUUAAAUGGAUCAUCGAUGACUAUAAUUUGCAAAGUCUUGAUAAUUGCAACUCAACCCUCUACUUCUUUUUAUACAAGGAAUUUAAAAUGAUAUUCGAAAAUAGAUGUUAUAAUAAUCCUUAUCAAACCAGUCCCCCUUUUCUUGGUGAUAAUGAUUACGAAAUUCCAAUGAUCAAUGCAAUUAUUUACGAUGAUAUAACAUUGUUUAUUUCAUCUACUGAACUUCAUAGCACAAAUUUAAAUCAUUUAAAUGCAUUGUUUUUCACAGGGAAGUUUGACAAACAAUCAAAAGUAUCUCUAAGGAAAUUCACUUUACUUGAAUUCUGUUGCCUUCAUGGAGCUGUAAAAUGCUUCAAGUAUUUGAGGACAGAAUAUAAAUCAAAUGUCACAAAGAAAUGUCUUCAAUAUUCAUUUAUCAGUGGUGUCCCAGAUAUAUUGAAUGAAUGUUUAAAAUAUCAAAAACCAAAUGAAAAAUGCAUGAAAUAUGCAAUCAUUUCACACAACAUUGACUUUGUUACAUUCUUGAUGAAUGAAUAUAAUUUACAAAUAGAUAUCAAUUACUGUGCAAAAUUUAAAAACAUAUCUGCAUUUUUUGUAUAUAUGAAUGAAAAAUUUGAUAUGAAUUCAAUUGAUUCUCCAAAUUGUUUUUAUUGCUCUUUGUUAUUUGCAAUUCCUUCUUUGGUGAAUUUCUUUUUCUUAAAAUCAAACAAAUUCAUUGAGAAGAUCGACAAGCAAAAGGCAAUUUCCAUAACAAUUAAUAAUAAAUGUUAUGAAUUAAUAGAACUUAUUGCUUCAAUUGGCGCAAAUUUAGAUAAACAAAAAGAAAAUGGAAAAACAUUUCUUCAUCAAGCUGCCGAAAGAAAUGAUUUAGAAUUAAUAAAUGAACUUAUUUCUCAAGGAGCAAACAUGAAUGCAAAAGAUGUUCUCGGAAAAACAGCGCUUCAUUAUGCAACAAUACAUAAUCACAUAGAUUCUGUUCAAGCUCUACUUUCACGUGGAGCAAAAGUUUGUCUCAAAGACCAUUAUUAUGGAAAAACUCCACUUCAUUAUGCAGUCGAUAAUAAUAAUAUAAAAAUAAUCAAGCUACUAUUUACUCAUGGAGCCAAUGCAAAUUCAUAUGAUAUUAAUUUCCAAACUGCUCUUCAUUUUGCAGCCGAAAGAAACAAUGUUGAAAUUACAGAACUUCUCAUAUUACAUGAUGCAAAUGUAAACGCAAAAAACAAAGAUGGAAAAACUCCCCUUCAUUAUGCUUCAAUUAAUAAUUGCCAAGAAGUUGGUAAUUUACUUAUUUUAAAGGGUUCAUAUCUCGAUGCUAAAGAUAAAAAUGGAAGAACUCCUUUACAUUAUGCCGCAUAUGCCAAGAAAAAAGAAUUUGUUGAAAUUCUUAUUGCAUCAAGAGCAGAUAUUGAUAUAAAAGAUAUUGAAAAUAAAACUCCACUUCAUUAUGCAGUUGAAAAUGGCAAUAUAGAAACAGCUCAAAUUCUGAUUUCAACUGGUGCAAAUACAAAUGCAAAAGAUAAAUAUGGAAAAGCGCCUCUUCACUAUGCUGCCAAAAAUAAUAAUAUAGAAAUUGCCAAAAUCCUAUUGGCCCAAAGAGGACGGAUCAAUGCAAAAGAUAUUUGUGGAAAUACACCACUUCAUAUUGCUGCAAUUAAUGGUAGUAUUGGAGUCAUAAAAUUUCUCAUUGAUAAUGGUGCUAGGGUUAAUUCCCUUAAUAUCUUAGAUCAGACUCCGUUGCACUUUGCAUCGAUGGUAGGAUAUAUAGAAUCAAUUAAAAUUCUGCUCUCAUAUAAAGCAAAUCCAAAUUUAAUUGAUCGUAAGGGUAUAUCACCAAUAAGUUAUGCAAAACAGAACAUGAAUUUGAAAGAACUCAUUUCAACAUUUGGUUUAACAAGAUAUAUUAAAGACACUUCUAAUUCAUUAGCAUAUAGAGCUAUAAAAUUAUGGCAGUCCCAACGGGAACCGCGGUAA